Verruconis gallopava is the source of this 2038-nucleotide messenger RNA. RefSeq lists its product as uncharacterized. Gene Ontology annotation, cellular component: mitochondrial outer membrane. The transcript is spliced from 3 exons. Gene Ontology annotation, molecular function: ATP hydrolysis activity; ATP binding. The coding region runs from base 97 to 1443 and encodes 448 amino acids. The record is from RefSeq and is a predicted model, not a curated record. NCBI's taxonomy places the organism in Eukaryota, Fungi, Ascomycota, Dothideomycetes, Venturiales, Sympoventuriaceae.
GAUUACCACGUCAACAAUUUAUUCGCCGUCGCCAUCUUCCGCCGCUCUUCUCUGACGACCUCCUAUGAUACCCGAAACCGACUCAAGUAAUCCACCAUGACCACAGCAUCGCCCAGAAAGUGGGCUUGGGCACAGGACUUCCUGUCAAUUGCCAUAGCCUCCUUUGCCGCAUACUGGGUGGCGCGGUCUCUGAUCAACCGCCUCGACCCGGAAGGUGCCACUAAAGCAGAAGCACAGCAGAAAGCCGACGCUGCGCGUAAAAAGCUCGAAGGCAUCCUAACCUCUCGGCGCUCCAGACGGGGAAGCGACGCGUCUACUGAAGAGACGUCUUCGUCGAGGCCGUGGGGCCAUGACAGACCCGCGCUUCAAGACCUACAACUGAGCAGCUAUGAGCAGACGAUUGCGAUGGAAGUCGUUGCCCCAGAGGAUAUACCCGUGAGCUUCGAAGAUAUCGGUGGACUGGAUAACAUCAUUGAGGAGUUGAAAGAAAGUGUGAUAUACCCCCUUACCAUGCCACAUCUGUACGCUUCAUCAUCGAGUUUGCUUGCCGCCCCGAGCGGCGUGCUUUUGUACGGCCCUCCUGGAUGUGGAAAGACGAUGAUGGCAAAAGCGUUGGCGCACGAAAGUGGUGCAUGCUUCAUCAACUUGCACAUCAGCACCAUUACCGAGAAGUGGUAUGGCGACAGCAAUAAGCUUGUCAACGCCGUGUUCUCGCUGGCGAGAAAGCUGCAGCCAACCAUCGUGUUUAUCGAUGAGAUCGACGCUGUGCUGGGUCAGAGACGCAGCGGUGAGCACGAAGCAAGUGGAAUGGUCAAAGCCGAGUUCAUGACCCACUGGGAUGGUCUGGCUUCUUCGAACUCGUCGGGCACACCCCAGCGAAUAUGCAUCCUAGGUGCCACUAACCGCAUCCAAGACAUCGACGAAGCCAUUCUCCGUCGCAUGCCGAAGAAGUUCCCAGUCUCUUUGCCGAACGCGCACCAACGGCGCGGUAUCUUCAAGCUUAUCCUGCGGGACACAAAGAUCGAUAGACAGAACUUCGACUUGGAUCAGCUUGUCAAGCUGAGUGCUGGAAUGAGCGGCAGCGACAUCAAGGAGGCGUGUAGAGAUGCGGCCAUGGGUCCCGUAAGAGAAUACAUUCAAGAGAUGAAGAGGCAGGGGCGAUUAGGUGCAAGAGUAGACCCAAAGGAUGUUCGCGGCGUGAGGACCAGUGACUUUUUCGGCCGCGCUGGCAGCGUAAACGCACAGUAUGCUACUUUUGAGAAGUCAGCGGAUGUGCAGAAAAGAGAGCGAGCAGCUUCACGAAGUCAGACGGAGAGCGUGGGUGUUGCUAGCGACGACGACGGGUACGAAACAAUCAGCGAGGAGAGCGACAAAGAGGAUGAAAGGCCGCGGAGCAGCUCUAGAAGAGAAAGAGAGUUUGAAAGGGACAAUGGGCCAGACUAGACAAAGUUUUGAUGGUUGGCAAAACGUUGGGUCUGGUUUGUACAAUCUUUCCGAUGGCUUUGUCCCGCGAGCAAACUUCUUUCGCAUUGACGGCGUCCUGUAAUAAAGCUGGAUUGCAUGAAUGGGCCUCAGCAACACGCUGGAGGUGACUGGGUCAAUUUACGAUAGAAACGUUCUCCACUACUGCCGCAGUGUUAUAUUCUCCAAGAUUCAAGGCAUGCGUUCUAUCUCCUCGCCGGUGUAUUCUCAAUUUUUCGGAGUGGAGGUUAUAUACGCUUCGCUAACUCAAGCAUAGGACCAUGCAUUUGCACCUUUUUCUCUGCUCUUGUUCUUCAUGGCCUUUGGAAUUUUGUGCUUGUGUGAAGACCGCAAGACACGAAAGUCGAUGGAUGAGGGACCGCAGCGUCAUACUGUCGAAUUAAGUCACUUUGACUCUCCAAAAAUUUGUCCUGUGAGCAUCUUGCAUUUCAGUCGUCGGUUGUUCUCUAGCACCGCGCGAUCGCCCGACGUGCUUCCCUCACUCAGUCUAAAGCUUCUUGUUCAAUACUUGCGUUCCGGAGAUGAUAUCCAUGCUGCGGUCCUGGCUAAAGAUGAA